Messenger RNA from Coniophora puteana RWD-64-598 SS2, 1261 nucleotides. RefSeq names its product alpha beta-hydrolase. Bases 29 to 1261 code for a protein of 410 amino acids. NCBI's taxonomy places the organism in Eukaryota, Fungi, Basidiomycota, Agaricomycetes, Boletales, Coniophoraceae. Gene Ontology annotation, biological process: epoxide metabolic process. The transcript is spliced from 7 exons. The record is from RefSeq and is a predicted model, not a curated record. Gene Ontology annotation, molecular function: epoxide hydrolase activity.
GCAUCCCCCACUGUACUCGUCCCUAAAGAUGUCAGAAUCCCCUUUCACCAUCUCCAUCCCAAACAGCAAGCUCUCCUCACUCCGCACCAAGCUCGAGCUCGCCGCGCUCCCGAACGAAGUCGACGGCGCCGGAUGGGACUACGGCGCGCCCCUGGCCGACCUGCGCCGGCUCGUCGAGCGCUGGCGCACGGGGUACGACUGGCGCGCGCACGAGGCCGCGCUGAACGCGGAGCUGCCGCAGUUCACGCGCGACAUCGCGGUCGAGGGGUUCGGAGAGCUCAACGUGCACUAUGUGCACAAGAGGAGCGUGUGUGCGGAGGCUGUGCCGCUGCUGUUUGUUCAUGGGUGGCCUGGCUCGUUUCUCGAGGUUCGCAAAAUCUUGCCUCUCUUGACGGAGGCGUCGCCCGAUCAUCCUAGCUUCCAUGUCGUUGCCUUGAGUCUGCCUGGCUACGGCUUCUCGGAGCCCGUAUUGAAGCCCGGGUUCGCUGGCCAUCAAUAUGCAGAGCUGGGAAACAAAUUGAUGCUUUCGCUAGGAUAUGAUGAAUACGUCACGCAGGGUGGAGACUGGGGUAACUACGUCACUCGCAUGAUCGCCAUACAUUAUGGCGGCAAGCACAGUAAGGCCUGGCAUAGCAACUACGCCAUCGCACAGCCCCCUACUCCCCACAAGAACCCACUCUCCUACCUCGGACACAUCCUGCUGCCCUACAACGACUUCGAGAAAGCCGGGCUGGUGCGCAGCCAAUGGUGGCAAGGCAAGGGCAUAGGCUACUACGUGGAGCAGAGCACCUGCCCGCAGACCCUGGGAUACUCGCUCUCAGACAGCCCCGUGGGCCUCCUCGCGUGGAUCUACGAGAAGCUGGUCACUUGGACUGACGCGUACCCGUGGACCGAUGACGAAGUCUUGACGUGGAUAUCGAUAUACUGGUUCUCCCGCGGCGGGCCCGAGUCGUCCGUGCGCAUCUACUACGAGGUGGCCAAGGCGCGCGCGAACGGCGAGACGACUGGCGGCACGUUCAACAUACCCAUGGGCAUCUCGACCUUCCCACAGGAUCUCAUCGUCGUUCCCCAUUCGUGGGUGCGCCGCGAGAACAACCUCGUGUUCGCCAACGCGCAUAAGAGCGGAGGGCACUUCGCCGCCUGGGAGAGGCCGGCGGAGCUGGUCGGGGAUUUGCGCAAGAUGUUUGGAAAGGGUGGACCUGCGUUCGGUGUCGUGUCCGGGAGAAAUGGGUACGGAGCGUCCGAACGCAGUCGUCUAUAA